AUGAGAAUUAAUGAUGGAAAUGUAAAGGUGGUUGUACUUGAUUUUUUAACUCUUAACGAGCAUGAUGAUGACGAUCAAAAUUCUAUUCAUAUUAUUCGGAGAUUGGAAUUAUUAUUGAAAAAGAAAUUCUCAUUGCAACAAUUAGGAAAGAAGAAAUGGCUCGAGAAUAGAGAAUUGAAAUAUGAGAAUUUCAUUCCUGUUGAGUUUAUGAACGACAAAGAAUUUAUUUUGAAUCACGUUAAAAAGUUUGGCUAUGGUUGGAAAUAUGCAUCCCCCAAGUUAAAACAAGACCGAGAGUUUCUGUUGACAGUGGUUCAAUACAAUGGAUCAAUGGAAUUAAGAUUUCCAAAUUACAGAAUUGGAAAUGAUAAAGAAUUAAUAUUGACUGCCGUAAAGAAUGACGGAGAGGUAAUGAAUUCCGUUUCAACUGUGCUACGAAAUGAUAAGGAGUUUAUGUUGAAAGUAGUUCAGUUGAAUGGAAAAGCGCUGUCCUAUGCAGCACCACCUCUCAAGAAUGAUCUUGACAUUGUAUUAGCUGCUGUGAGACAAAAUGGUGAGGCAUUGAGUUAUACUUAUGUAGACCCAGCAUAUGGUUUGAGAUCAAAUAAGGACGUAAUUUUAGAAGCGAUCAAACAAAAUAAGAAGGCACUUCAAUGGGUUCCAAUUGAGUUACUCACAGAUCUUUCUUUCAUGUUGAAAGUUGUUACAUUAAUUUUUCCUGAAUUCGAAGGAUUGAAGGUGUUUAAUUAUUCCAACAAAGAAGUCAUGUUGAAACUUGUACAAGAAUUUGGAUUUUUACUUCAGUUUGCAAGUGAAGAGCUUAAGAAUGAUCGUGAUGUUGUGAGAAAUGCAGUUCAGAAUAAUGCUUGUUCUAUUGAAUUUGCCUCUGAUGAUUUAAAGCGUGACAAGGACAUUGUACUUGUUGCCGUUCAGAAAGAUGGCAACGCUUUGGAAUUUGUCUCAACAGAGUUGAAAAGUGAUUAUGAUGUGGUGCUAGCUGCUACUUGUCAAAAUUGCCAUGCCUUUGUUUACGCCCUCAAUGAUUUGAAAAAUAACAAAGAUAUUGUAUUAGCAGCUGUUAGAAAAGAUGGUUAUGCUCUUGCAUAUGCGUCAAAUAAGUUGACAAGCGAUCGAGAGAUUGUUUUGGAAGCAGUUCAACGAGAUGGCUUUGCACUUGAUUAUGCUGAUAAGAUUUUUCAAAAUGAUCGAGAAAUAGUUUUUGAAGCAAUCAAUGAAAACAAGGAGGCUUUUUUCUACGCUUCAGAGAGUGGACUUUUAAAUGACAAACAAUUCUUAUUAGAUGUGAUCAAGAUGGGAUGUGAGGAUAUUAUGUCACUUGUACCAGCAGAAUUUACAAAUGACAAAGAAUUUAUUCUGCAAGCAGUCAAACUUAACAGUCUUGGAGUUAUUGGACGCAAUUAUAAUUGUUCUUCCCGAGAAAUAAUGUUAGAGGCAGUGAAAAACAAUGGUUACUCAUUGAAAUACGCAAGUGAAGAAUUACAACAAGAUUCAGAAAUUGUGAUGGAGGCACUUAAAUGCAAUGGAUAUGUAUUGAAGUACAGCGAUGAAUUAUAUCAAGCGAGAAUGACUCAUUACUAUCACGAUGCGUAUUUGGGAAUUUCCAUGCUUCCAUGA
This is a messenger RNA of Naegleria lovaniensis, 1635 nucleotides long. RefSeq lists its product as uncharacterized. The transcript has a single exon. The record is from RefSeq and is a predicted model, not a curated record. NCBI's taxonomy places the organism in Eukaryota, Heterolobosea, Eutetramitea, Acrasida, Naegleriidae. Bases 1 to 1635 code for a protein of 544 amino acids.